CUUUGGCGGAGGGGCGGGGCUUGUGCCGGCGUCUCCUCUUCCAACUGCAGUUUGUGGCAGCGCCAUUUUGAAUGUGCGGCUGCCGCGGGUGUGAGUCGGCGGAGGACGAGUUGCCGACUCGUCUACAUAGCGGUCUCUUGAUUGUCGAUAUUUUGUUGCCAUAGGUUUAUCUAGAGACGUAUACAUAUAUAUAGACACGCUAUAUAGAAGUCUAGGCCUGUAUCCGGCGUCCGAGGCGAACUCCCUAAGAUGAUGUUAAGAGGAAACCUGAAGCAAGUGCGCAUUGAGAAAAACCCGGCCCGCCUUCGCGCCCUGGAGUCCGCGGCGGGCGAGAGCGAGCCGGCGGCCGCGGCAGCCAUGGCGCUCGCGCUUGCGGGGGAGCCGGCACCGCCCGCGGCCGCGCCGCCGGAGGACCACACGGACGAGGAGAUGGGGUUCACUAUCGACAUCAAGAGUUUCCUCAAGCCGGGCGAGAAGACGUACACGCAGCGCUGCCGCCUCUUCGUGGGGAACCUGCCCACCGACAUCACGGAGGAGGACUUCAAGAGGCUCUUCGAACGCUAUGGCGAGCCCAGCGAAGUCUUCAUCAACCGGGACCGUGGCUUCGGCUUCAUCCGCCUGGAAUCCAGAACACUGGCUGAAAUUGCAAAAGCAGAGCUGGAUGGCACUAUUUUGAAGAGCAGACCUCUACGAAUUCGCUUUGCUACGCAUGGAGCUGCCUUAACUGUCAAGAACCUUUCUCCAGUUGUUUCCAAUGAGCUACUAGAGCAAGCAUUUUCUCAGUUUGGUCCUGUAGAGAAAGCUGUUGUGGUUGUGGAUGAUCGCGGUAGAGCUACGGGAAAAGGUUUUGUAGAAUUUGCAGCAAAACCUCCUGCACGAAAGGCUCUGGAAAGAUGUGGUGAUGGGGCAUUCUUGCUAACAACGACCCCUCGUCCAGUCAUUGUGGAACCCAUGGAGCAGUUUGAUGAUGAAGAUGGCUUGCCAGAGAAGCUGAUGCAGAAAACUCAACAAUAUCAUAAGGAAAGAGAACAACCGCCACGUUUUGCUCAGCCUGGGACAUUUGAAUUUGAGUAUGCAUCUCGAUGGAAGGCUCUUGAUGAAAUGGAAAAGCAGCAGCGUGAGCAGGUUGAUAGAAACAUCAGAGAAGCCAAAGAGAAACUGGAGGCAGAAAUGGAAGCAGCUAGGCAUGAACACCAAUUAAUGCUAAUGCGGCAAGAUCUAAUGAGGCGUCAAGAAGAACUCAGACGCUUGGAAGAACUCAGAAACCAAGAGUUGCAAAAACGGAAGCAAAUACAACUAAGACAUGAGGAGGAGCAUCGGCGGCGUGAGGAAGAAAUGAUCCGACACAGAGAACAGGAGGAACUGAGGCGACAGCAAGAGGGCUUUAAGCCAAACUACAUGGAAAAUAGAGAACAGGAAAUGAGAAUGGGUGAUAUGGGUCCCCGUGGAGCAAUAAACAUGGGAGAUGCGUUUAGCCCAGCACCUGCUGGUAACCAAGGUCCUCCUCCAAUGAUGGGUAUGAAUAUGAACAACAGAGCAACUAUACCUGGCCCACCAAUGGGUCCUGGUCCUGCCAUGGGACCAGAAGGAGCCGCAAAUAUGGGAACUCCAAUGAUGCCAGAUAAUGGAUCAGUGGGUGAUAAAAGAAAACGUGGCUGAAGUUACAUGAAGUGCAGCUAGCAGUGUAAUUCAGGAGUUAAGACCAGAAGUACUGGAAUCCUGCCUCCUUUCAGGUCAGUCCGUAUCUGCUCAUUGUUUCCUAACAGAGCCUCGAGUAUUCAUUUCUUCCUGUUUUUUUCUAGUCAGUUCUUCCUGAUUCUGUGGACUGUAAUGAACAUAAGUAAUGGUCCCAGUGUUUUGAGUCAGUAGAAUAUUUAUGAACAGUUAAUAGCUGAAGCUGAAUCCUCUACAGCGUGGCCUGUCUUGGUAGGAAACCCUGGCAUCACAGCUGGUUUCUCAGCAAGUCGAGAGGGGACCUGAAGCUUUGCCUUGCCCUCCUCUUUCCUUACUGGUGUAAUGCGUAUAUUGAUUUGUCUUCAGGUAAAACUGGACUAAGAGGGGAAAUGACAUAUCACAGAUGUCUUGGAGUGAGGAGAGAGAAAAAAAAGGUCUUUGUAAAAAAAUUUCCUAUUGAUUUUUAAUGACCUCCAAAUUUAGAAUUUUAAACUUGUGUUCCUUUGGAAAGUAUGUAAUCUUAAAAAUGGCAUCAGAAAAUCAGAUGCAUUCCUCCUCCUCUGCUUUCUACUUUUUCGGAGAAGGGUCACAAUUUUUCUGUUCUUUUGUUACGUCAUACAUAAAAUAUUAUUGAAACAUUAAUGCAGUCUUUAUAACAAAAUUCCCAUGGGUACAUUGUCAUUCUAAUAGAUCCAGAAAGUAUUAAGUGUAUUUCUUUUCUAGCUUUUGUCUGGUGAUACUAAACAUUAUUCUGUCUUAUUCUUGCUGCUGCUACAAGUGGUUCUGGGGACAGGAGUGACUGUUGCCCGAGAGCUUCUUGGAGAUGAAGGAUCUCCCACACAGGACACAGAGUCCUGCAAGUCGAAAAGUCCGUUUUAACUGUGAAGAUGAGGUCAUGUGUACUAAUGAAGACGUUUCUUUUCUAGGAUUUGCGCGCACUUGGUUUGAGAUGAUGUAUUCCAUAGUUUUGAGAAAUUUUACCUUUUCAAAGUAUCUGACACCUCAUGCAGCACAAAAAUGUGACAGCUGUUUUGCAUACUAUGCCCAGCUCUAGAAAGUUAAUCUCAGGCUUUGGUUCUCAAGCCUGGGCCCUAGACCAGCAGCAUCGUCAUCUGGGAGCCUCAGAAUGUACAUUCUCAAUCACACCCUCAGCCUAUGCAACAGAAAUUUUGAGGAUGGAAACUAGAGAAUAAUUUUAUAUCGUCUAUGGAGAUUUUAUUGAAAUUAAACUUUCAAGUUGCUGUAUAUGUAGGUCUCUGAAAAUCCAAAGAACCAAUCUCAUAUAUGGGUAAGGAAAUACAUGGGAAAGGAAAAAUGUGUACAUAAGCUAUCUGUGGCAUAGAUCAAGCCUGUGGCAUUCUGUGGCCUUGAGAGAGAAGGGGAGAGAGAUUUUAAGCUUAUCAAGUAGAUUUGUCAUUGGAACUUUAGGAUUUUUAAAUUUUGGUUAAAAAAUGUGAAUACUGUUACUUCAGUUAAAGAACUUUUAUAGAUUUUACUUUCUAACAAAGUGAGUGAAAAGAAACCGGUUCACUCCAGAAACAUGUAAAGAAAGUAAAAUUAUUAAAAUGCCAAAUAUUUAAUUCUUGUGACAGUGAAUCUACUUUUAUUAUAAAGAGUUAAGAAAUUGCCAUUUCCAUGACAGUUUCCUCCUUCAACAAUCUUAAUAUUGAACCUUGAAUUUAUUUAGGUCUGCCGGUCAGUGAUUCUAGUCUAGCAAAUUACUUUAGGACUGAAAGCUCUUGUUUCUUUAGAAAAAUAUACUAUGGAGAUUAGAUCCUGUUUACUAGUGAAGACUCUGUCUCUUUUCCAGGUCAAAACAUUUUGUGGGAAAUAUCCUGUUCGUGACCUGGAAGAAACAAGACAGAAAACAAAUCUUACCUCACUUACGAAUUUCUUACUCCAUACAAGCAGUUCAUGGAUGUCUGGGCAAUCAUAGCACUUUCCAUUUAAAAACAUGCUACAGGGGCACAUUUUCUGUGGUUAAAAAUGAUCUCUGGAAUAAUUGUAAACUGCAGUUUUCCUUUUUAUCGAGGGUUUUGGCUUUUUAUUUGUAAAUUAAAUCAAGAUGUUACCAACUCCUUGGUGUGGUGGUCUUGCCGGCUCACGCUGGGGCUCACGCUGGAAGGUAGUAUGGCAGCAAUGCUCAAAUUCAAAAUAGCCAGCAAAUCCCUCCUUUCAGUGCUCUGACUGGGAACCAUUAGAGGGUUUUUAAAAACCAUCCCUCAUAGCCCACAAUUUUGGGUUAACUCUCAAAGUUGGGAAUAAGCAAACUGGCAUUGUUGGGAGAAAAAUCGUUUUUACUGAAGCAUGAACUGGCUCAGGCAAGCAAAUAGCGGGAGUUGGCACGGGAAGGCAAGCGUGCUGUGGGGAUGCGUGGAGGCGUCACCUUCAAAACUAAAGUGGUGCCAGGAGGACCGAUGCGUCCUUGAUCUUGUUCCCAUUUGACUGAAUUGUGAACCACUUCACUGUCUUCACAGUCUUGCCACUUACCUAAUGAGGCUUUUCUGAACCUAGAAGGAGACGUCUAGAAAUCCCAGCUUUGCUGUGUAAGGACCAUUAGCUGCAAGUCGGUGGAAGUCUAUAGAAAGCAGUGUGAAUUCCAUAGUGGUCUUGACUUAGCAAGGAUUUGGGACAAGUCUGAAACUUCAGACUUAAAGCUUUGACACGUUAACUGCAUAAAAUAUUGAACACUUUGAACUUCUUUAGCCUGUCAGUUCGCGACCCAGGUUUUUCAGUCUGUUGUAUGUUUCCUGCUUUUCCUUGUUUUGCUGAUCGUCCUCCUUGAGCUUCUCCACUGUUUUUAUUCUGGGCAUCCAAUCCAGCCUUUCACGGUGUGUGCUUCCUCAGGCCCCUGGUUCACAUGCCGAGUGCCCUGUACGCCUCGCCGCACCAGUGUGUGCUCACCAACAGUCUGCUUCGUUUGGGAGGGUGCUUCACUUCCAAAGCUACCCAGUACGACACGUACCGUGCAGCACAAAGCGGAACUUAGGAAGUAGCACCUGAGCUUCAAAUAGACUUUCCUGAUCAUUCUACUGAGUAAGAGUCUCCACAUUUAAGAAUCAAGAUAGGAUUGACUUGUGAGGAUAGUGUAUUUUUGGACUGAAACCAAACUCCUCAUGUCUAAUUGUAGUUAUUCAAUGUUACCAGAAUCCCUAUUUUUGGCAGAACAAAAGAAUGUGUAGUGUACUUUCUACUACAGCCAUUACAGCAAACUAGAUCUGAGUGCUGUUGCUAGUAAAUAGCCAGAUUAUGUUGUCCUUACCCAAGUAGACAGUGGAAAGGAACAAUGGCAGAGGACAUGAUGCGAGUCUAGCCACAGCCAUGCAUCCCAUGUAUGAUGAUCUCAGUCCUGAGAUCACCUGUCCUAGGCCAUGAACUGAAUCAUGUCCUAGUGCUAUAUCCGACUUCAUAGCUUUCCAGGGGAAAAGACUAGGAGAUCUGUGACAUGACUAGGUCACAUAAGCUGUGCUGCACACACUUUACACUACACGAAGUUGCCCUGGGCCUUGACCUAUAGUUCUAAACGUCUAUAAACCUUUUGGUAAGGUGCUGCCUGAGAACUGCUUUGUUUUUCAGAGGGAUCAUUGCUCAGGCUUUUUUCCCCAGUAACUUGAACUAUUUGGCGAUUCCUGUUUGGUUUGUAUCUUACACAGCCCUGCCUUCCUGAUGAACAGUCGGUCACCUUCUCACGUGUUCCUGACACUGUUUGUUCACAUCUGUAGCUGGACUCCUGCUGUCUCCUUUACUGCUCCUGACCUGCACUGCGAACUCAGAUCUCCCUGUUCCCCCGGAAAGCUAUGAAAUCAGAUAUACUGCAUGAUUCAAUUUAGUUGAAAAAGUCCAAUCUCGGCCCUCACUUAGCUAGAAAACCACAAAUAUCUACUGUCUUUUAAAGUUUUGAGACUUGAGACAUAAAAGGAAACAGACCAACAUCAUAGAGUUUUAUUGACAAAACCACAGGAAAAUGCAGUUUUAGGAUGUAAAGUAAAAAUGGUUCUCUGAAAUAUCUACACAAACGUGAAUGCUGAAAAGUUUUCAUUAAAAUCGUAUUUCAUACAAUUAUAAACUAAUGAGGAACAAAACAAUUGUCACCUUCUCCAUAACCCAGCCUGAGCUCGACUGACGCUUGCCUUGAGCAGCAGGAACUCUUCCCAGACAAGGCGGCGGCUCCCACACAGCAGCCAGGCUUCGCUGUUACCUAAGCUCCAUCUUCCCAGUUGGUGUUGAAAACUAGGGCACAAGAUCUGGCUUUUCAAAAAAAGCGUAGAGACUCCAAGAAACUUUUUUUUUUUUUUUUAAUUUGA
Cercocebus atys (sooty mangabey) is the source of this 5978-nucleotide messenger RNA. RefSeq names its product paraspeckle component 1 (gene PSPC1). Gene Ontology annotation, biological process: regulation of DNA-templated transcription. The transcript has 9 exons. The record is from RefSeq and is a predicted model, not a curated record. Bases 250 to 1659 code for a protein of 469 amino acids. Gene Ontology annotation, molecular function: RNA binding. Gene Ontology annotation, cellular component: nucleus. NCBI's taxonomy places the organism in Eukaryota, Metazoa, Chordata, Mammalia, Primates, Cercopithecidae.